AUGCAGCGAACAAGUACCAGCGAUCUGUACCUUUCUACACAAGCUUGGCAAGAAAAACAAGCUGCGGAAGAACUGAUGUUGAGAAGCAAAAACACAGAAGAAAAAAGCUAUUUUCUGAUCAAGUAUCCCAAAAAUGACUCUGUGAAAUUGGUACGAGAUAUCCCCACGCAACCAUAUUACAAAUCUAAAGCCUCGGGCUUCUUUUGA
Messenger RNA from Necator americanus (New World hookworm), 207 nucleotides. RefSeq lists its product as uncharacterized. The record is from RefSeq and is a predicted model, not a curated record. Lineage: Eukaryota; Metazoa; Nematoda; Chromadorea; Rhabditida; Ancylostomatidae. The coding region runs from base 1 to 207 and encodes 68 amino acids. The transcript has 2 exons.